Molecule: messenger RNA, 2617 nt
Organism: Lolium perenne
Lineage: Eukaryota; Viridiplantae; Streptophyta; Magnoliopsida; Poales; Poaceae
Source: RefSeq, a predicted model, not a curated record
AACCAUAGGCCUUUUCUUCUUCCUCGUCUCAAACGCGCGGCCGCCGCCGCCGCCGCCGUUCCCCACCAUCAGCACGAGAUGGAGAGAGGUGCCAUGAUCAUACGCCCUCGCGUGAUUACCGGUUGUGUCGACUGCAACGGCGCCAGAGGCAACCAGUCCGUGGCGCUGGAUCACAUCCACGAUUACUACAAGAGGGCGCUCCGUCGACUGCCGCCGGAGCUGAUCCCGAGCCUCCUCGAGGCCGGCUUCUGCUUCGGUUUCCUCGACCCCGUCUCCAACAUCGUCGCCAACACCGUCUCCCACGAGCUAGGCAAGGGGAGGGAGGCCAACACCGUCUCUGACGAGCUUGGCAAGGGGAGGGAGAAUAGGAAGAGAUCACGGGCCGGCAUCUCCAAGAACGGGGACAAAAGUGAAUCGAGGCGCACGGCCAUCUCCAAGAUCAUCACAGAGUCGAGCAAAAGCAUCCGCCUCCUACCCCGGUCCUCGGACAGCAGCGACGCCCUACUCCUGAACAGCAGCAUCGCUGCCCGAUCGCUUCGCGGCCUCGUCACCUUCCUCACCUCCUACUUCCGCUACCUUAACACCUGGGAUGCCCUGUAUUACCUCAGCCUGUCCAAAGCUGACCUUCUCGUCACCGUGCAUCUCAUCCAGGAAGUUCGUGGCACAAACACCUUCACCAUCCAAGACCCUACUGCAAAAAUAGCUCUGGGAUGCGCUGCCAUCUCCGCCUUGCAUCCCGCACCUGCAGUCGCCACAUUGGUGUCUCGGUCUUUCUUGCUGGCUUCCCUUGUCGACGAGGCUUUCAGCCUCCUUGAGACACAGAACUACAUCAGCCAGUCCAUUAUGGAGAGACUCUCUGAGCUACUCACCCACCCCAGGGAUAUGACAAACCGAGGGAGUCGUGUGCAGCAGGCCAUUGCAAGGCUGCGACACAUGAAAAUGAGGACCGUUACAAGGCUGCAACAAAGGAAGAUGCAACCUCCGGUUGGGUCUGGGCUAGAAAACUCUCUCAAGAUGGUGCUUCUGGAUAAAAUCCAUAUGUUGUACCUGGAGGCGAUUUCCUGCAUACCCAAGGAUGAGCUGCGCUCACUCCACCACCAUGGCCUCCUCAAGGCUGGCUACUGCUAUGGUCCUUGUGAUCCUGUCACCAACAUCAUCCUCAACACCAUUUGGUAUGACACCGCGUUUCCUCCAGAGCAACAUUUUGAGGUUGCAACGAUCUGCACAAAGAGCCUCGCGCGCAUCGAGCUCCUCUCCCUUCAUGGCCUUGUUGCCUACAUCUGCGUCCGUUUCCCUGGCUUUUCUGCAUAUGAAGCUAUGAGACGCCUGCUUAUCUGCAAUGCCAGUCUUCAUAGCGUCAUUGAGAUGGCAAAAAGAGAAGGUCAUGAUGAAGACAUCCUCUUUUCUGAAUCUGUUGCCUAUGAUACUGCGUCUCGUGCUACGCAUCAUCCCAGACCUGCUGCAUUUGUAGAAUUUGCGAGGACAGUGAUGCCGCAUGUGGGGAGAACCCUUGGGUCAACGCGUGAGGUUAAGCGGGGCCUCUCUUCCAGAGAUGUUUUUACCAUAUCUAAAACUUUGCCACUAGAAUUGCCGUCUAGCAAAUCUUCGGAGAAGGUCCAGAUAUUGAGCAGUCCCGCCACCAAAAUCAUCUCAGCAAACCUCGAUGAAUCUAAGGCUUGUCAGGAUACAAUUGUCAAAAUGGUUGAAGCUGCAUUACGCAGAUAUGCUCAACAACAGGCAAGUUAAAUUUGUGUCCUGUAACUUAUUGUUGCAUACUAGCACUUGCUGUGUUGGACACAUUGGCUGAUCUUGUCCUUCUUUAUCUGAUUAUUAUAGAGACAGGAAUAUGAACUUCAUGUUAUCUGUGGUAUGAAUUCUACAAUACCUGAGUAUGGUGUAUUCUACAGUUACCCAUUUUCUCACAUGAACAUCUUGGCGACACGAAGAGGUUCCCAGAAUGAUGACGCUGAUCAAGUUCCCACACUCUUCUUCAUCCAAUGUAGCGAUAGUGAUGUAGACAUGCAGCACAAGGAAUUUUUGUGCUGUCCUAUAUUUGAUCUAACAAAAAAUGCCGGUCGCUGCUAUCGUUGUGAGUAUCAUGGGAUCAAGAUUAUUCAUCCAUCUUCAGAAUCAUACCUUGGGCGUUGCAAGGAUUUUGAAGACAUGGCUCGUGGAGAAAGUGCUUUGACCAUCCAAAGACUUGUUGGACACGGGCAGAGGAAGACUCUGUUUGAUGGUACAUUGGAAUAUGAAGACUCUAUCUAUUCUGAUCCUGCCUUGGCCGCUGAUUUUCGUAAGUUCAUUAAUCGGACUGCUGGGGAUCAAGCUAGGCAGGAAAAAAUGAGGAAGGAAGAGCAUCCCAGGAGUGUGGACCAUUCUCGGAGAGACAAAUUGGAGUACAAGUAGUCCUUGACGUGCACAGCAUUGCUGGUUUAGUUUUACUUUAACUUGGGUUGUUAUUUGUGCCUUUCAUUAUAUCAUACGUAUGAAGCCUGAAGGUGUUAGCAAAGAAAAUCUAUAUAUACUCCUGAUGGCCCUCUCUACUAGUACUGGUUUUGCUGGAACUAAGUUAACUGUGAUGUUUGUUGAACUUGAUUAUAUUUGGAUUAAUUUUUAA